AUGUCUGAAUAUUUAACAUUUUCUUCAACGCCCUCCGGUAAAGCUGAAGGUAAAACUCAUAUAAUAAUAGUUGGUGCUGGUAUCAUUGGUGUAUGUACCGCUUAUUAUCUUACAAGACAUCCAGAUUUCUCACCAGAAACUCAUCAUAUAACAAUAAUUGAAUCUAAGAGAGUUGCAGGUGGUGCUUCUGGUAAAGCUGGUGGUUUAUUAGCACUUUGGGCAUUCCCACAACAAAUUGUUCCAUUAAGUUUUAAAUUACAUGAAGAAUUAGCUAAAGAAUAUAAUGGUGAAGAUGAAUGGGGUUAUAGAAGAUUAACAACUGUUUCUUUAGAAGGUAAUAUUCAAAAUUUAUUAAAUAAUGAAGAUGAUUCAAGUUCGAGUUUGGAAGAUCCGAAAAAGGAAACAAUUCAACAAGUGGAGGAUGAUGAUGAAAGUGAAGUAGAAGAUGAGAAUGAUGAGAAUGAUGGAAAUAAUGAUAAUAAUAAUGAUGAUGAUGAUAAGGUACAGAAUAAUAGAAAGAAAAACAACAAUGUUCUUGAAUCCACCACAAAAGAACUUAAAACUUCAUACCCUCCUCCAAAAACAGAAUCAUCAUCUGAAGAAGAUGUUUCAAAAUCAUCUGAAUUGAAAAAUCCUCCACCAAAGAAAAGAACUGUAACUAAAAAUUCAAUUAAAAAUGAACAUAAUUUACCAUCAAAAAAUUAUUUACCAAAAGAUUUAAAUUGGAUUAAACAAGAUGUUAUUCAAGAUUGGUCUGUUUUAGGAGGUCGAGAUUCAACUGCUCAAGUACAUCCAUAUAAAUUUACAAAUUAUAUCUUAAGAAAAGCAAUGGAAACUGGUGCAGUAGAAUUAAUCUUGGGGAAAGUUGAUGAAAUUGAAUUUAGUGAAGAUACUGGUGAAGCAAUUGGUAUUUCAUAUAUUCCAACAAAGACAUUAGGAAAAGAAAAUGAAGAACGUAUUUCAUUAAAAGGUGAUCAAACUGUAUUAACAGUGGGUCCUUGGACUUCAAAAAUUUUACCAGAUUGUCCAAUUUCUGGAUUAAGAGCUCAUUCAAUAACAAUUGCACCACAUAAUGGUAUGGUUUCUCCAUAUGCUAUAUUUACAGAGUUAAAAAUUGCAAGAAUGAAAUAUGUAUCACCAGAGAUGUAUGCUCGUAAAGAUGAAGUUUAUGUAUGUGGUGAAGGCGAUACUUUAGUUGAUGUUCCAGAAACAACAGAUGAUGUUGAAGUUAUAAAAGAAAAAUGUGAUCAAUUAUUUCAUUAUGUUGGUAAAUUAAGUCCAAAUUUAUCAAAAGGUCAUAUUUUAAAAAGACAAGCUUGUUAUUUACCUGUAUUGGAUGUUCCUUCAAGUUCUGGUCCUUUAAUUGGUGAAACUAAUGUGGAAAAUUUAUAUUUAGCUUCAGGUCAUUCAUGUUGGGGUAUAAAUAAUGCUCCUGGUACUGGUAAAAUUUUAGCUGAAUUAUUAUUAGAAGGUGAAACUCAUAGUGCUGAUAUAAGUGCUUUAGAUCCAAGUUUAUAUUUUGAUGCAAGUGUAUUGGUUGGUGAGUAA
Hansenula ciferrii is the source of this 1548-nucleotide messenger RNA. It is a transcript of the gene TDA3, whose product is annotated as Tda3p. The record is from RefSeq and is a predicted model, not a curated record. Gene Ontology annotation, cellular component: late endosome; cytoplasm. Gene Ontology annotation, molecular function: oxidoreductase activity. Gene Ontology annotation, biological process: retrograde transport, endosome to Golgi. The transcript has a single exon. Bases 1 to 1548 code for a protein of 515 amino acids. NCBI's taxonomy places the organism in Eukaryota, Fungi, Ascomycota, Saccharomycetes, Phaffomycetales, Wickerhamomycetaceae.